Molecule: messenger RNA, 7660 nt
Organism: Protopterus annectens (West African lungfish)
Lineage: Eukaryota; Metazoa; Chordata; Ceratodontiformes; Protopteridae
Gene: CNTLN
Product: centlein
Exons: 26
Coding region: 473-4405 (1310 amino acids)
Biological process (GO): protein localization to organelle; centriole-centriole cohesion
Cellular component (GO): centriole; centrosome
Source: RefSeq, a predicted model, not a curated record
ACACGCAAGGCUGUUAAGGGCCAAAAAGUCUACCGCUUCUAUUUCCCGCUAGAUAACCGCUCGUCUCACUCAACUCCCUUUCUCCGCCCCGUGACGUCAGUCGCAACGUUAGUGAGUCCCGUCUUCCAUGGGAGUAGGUUUGCAAAUAUUUCGGCGGGUCGUAUAAUGUGUUGCAUUGGAAAUAGUGUGUUGUCAAGGUAACUUAUAUUGACAGCGCAUAUUCGCCCAAAAGAAUUAUUGCACACUUUUUGUUUAUCAUGGGAUGCUUUAUAGCUUCGACUUCCUGUUAAGCUCCUAAAUUCCUUAAUAUGAAAUGCUGCAUAUAACACAUAUAAGUUUAUGGGACUUAAGGAUUUUCAUUGUGAAAGAGUGUUACGUUUUGCAACGUUUAGAAAUAUUUAGUUAAUUUCAAAUAACAUUAACUUGUGUAUUACAUCAGCACUGUUCAGGAGCAAUCAGCUAUAACUUACAUAUGGCUUCAAGACAAAAUGACCCAGCUAAAAUUUUGCUGUUGGAAGAACUCAGGAGUGUGAGAGAAGAGCUUACCCAAUGUCAGGCUGAUAAAGAAUUUGUGUGGUCAUUGUGGAAACGCCUCCAAGUGGCAAAUCCUGAUCUUACUCAAGCAGUUAGUUUAGUUGCGGAAAGGGAGAAGCAGAAGGCUGAAGCAAAAGAUAGAAAGGUUCUAGAAAUCUUGCAAGUUAAAGACAAUAAAAUCCAAGAAUUAGAACAGCAAGUGACAGGGCAACAGCAGGAAAUAAACAAUGUGGUACAAAGAAAAAUUGCUGUGGAUGAAGAAAAUGCCUUGAUGAAGACGGAAUUGAACGAUCUACAGCAGAAAUAUACAGAUAAAAGCCAGGAACUUAAGGAUGCUAAGGAUCGUGCUUGGAAACGAGAAGAGCAGAGCAAGCUGGUGAUAAAGAAACUGGAGGAGGAAAAAGAGGGAUUAAGCACACGCUGCUCUGACCUGCUGAGUAACCUAGAGAAACUGAAGAAGCAGGAGGCCCAGUGGAAAGGAGAAAAAUCUGGCAUUGAUUCCAAAGUAAAGACACUACAAGAUGAUUUUACUGAAGCUAAGAAACAGAUGGAGGGGCUACAUGAUAAGUGCAAGAAUUUGUCUGCCCAGCUUACUGCCAAAGAGGAAGAUUUGCUUCAGAAAAAUACUGAUGUCACCAGACUCCGAAGGGAACUGCAGGAACUUCAGAAUAUUUAUAAGCAAAGCACAGAACAUGCAGCACAGCAAGCAGAGUUGAUUCAGCAACUGCAGGCGCUUAAUGCAGAUACACAGAAUGUACUACGAAAUCAGGAGAAUGCACACACUGCUGAAACAAUAUCGUAUCAAAAGCUCUACAAUGACCUGAAUCUAUACUAUGAUGCUCUAAAAUCAAGUGAGGCUCAGCUGCGACAGAGCCACAUUUCCCUAACGUCUCAGCUUCAUCAGAAGGAACAGUUAAUUGGGCAACUGCAACUGCAGCUUCAACAAGCCUUACAAAAACAGGCACAGCAUACCACUACUGGUCAAUUGGAUAUGGAAUUACAACAUGAAUCUUUUAAUGACUUGGAACAUCAAAUAGUUGUACAGCAGUCUGAAAUAAACCUUUUGAAAGAAAAGUUGAGGAAAGCCAACGUAAAGUUAGCAGAGUAUGAUACUGAUCAUGAAGAUGCACUGGAGAACAGAAUCCUUAGGGCUGCGAGAAAACCUGAGGAACCACCUGUGAAGCGUUCAAGGUCUCUGUCCCCAAAGAGCUGUUUGAGAGAGCCAGAAGAGCUAAAGAAGCUUAAAAUAGCUGAAAAGAAGAUUGAAAACUUGGAAAAACUGCUUCAGCUAAAGAUCCAGGAAAAUGAAGAGUUAAGGAAAAGUCAUGAGAAACGUAAAGAGAGACUGCAGGUUUUACAGACCAACUUUAAAGCAGUAAAGGACCAGCUGACACACACAGAGGAAUGUGGCAAGAACAAAAGCAGUAAAGUCAGAAGUCAGCGAGCAGAACCUUGGCAGCUCCAGCAAGAAGACAGUGAUGCAGUGUGGAAUGAGCUGGCUUACUUCAAACAAGAACACAAGAAACUAUUGAUUGAGAAGAUGGACCUUGAAGAGGCUGCUGAUCAGCUUAAAGUGCAAGCGGCAAUGGAUAAGGCUACAAUCAUGGAGUUAGACAUAUGCUUGCAACAAGAAAGAGAAGAACUACUCUUUAGACUGGAUAACGAUGAUGGGGUCAAGAACAGUACACCGAAGAAGAAAAUUCAAGAGAAAAUGGAUCAGUCGUUGCAAAAGAUACAUCAGAUGGAGAAGAAGUUAAAAGCUGUUGAAAAAGAGGCAAAACGACUUAAAGAAUUCAACGAGGAACUGACCAACAACAAAUGUUCAUUGAAAUCAUCUGUAAAUAGACUCAAAAGGGAUGCAGAUGCUAGAGAGGAAAAGUUUUCUGAGCUUCUGGCAGAGAGGCAAGGAUUGCAAAAAGAUAAAACAGAGCUGAGAGCAGUGAUAGAUGAGCUGCAGAAAGAAGUUACAUCUCUAAAGAGGAAAGCAGCAGAUGCCACCAAGCUGAAAAAUGAGAAUGAGGAGUUACAGAAGCAAAUGGCACGAGUGCAGGGAGCACUGGCUGAAGCCAGGGCAGCAGCUGCCAUGGUCACCAAGGUUAUGAGCUGUGGGCAGUGUACUUGUAAGACAACAGCUUCCAAGGUUAAAUUAAAAACAGCCAAGAAAAAAAACAACAUGAGACGUCACCAGUCCUUUCUCAAUCAAUCCAUCAAGGAGAUGAGCAAUGUGUUUGAUAACGUCAGUAAAGACGGCUGGGAGGAUAUAAGUGAAGACAGUGAUUCUGAACAGUCAACCUCUGUCAGCUUGGGAGAACACAUUUUAAAAUCUACUUCUACACGUACUGCUCAGAUGAAGAAAGAUGACAGUCAAGGUGAAGGAAGAGAGAGUGACACAUCAUGUGAUACAAUACACAUGGACAGAAACAACCAACCUGGUCUUCUUAAGAUUGUUGGUCACAAAGAAGAAAAAAUUGCUACUGCAGCACAGAAGAGGAAUUCCCAUAGGCCACAUGGUCCCUCUCUGUUAGUUAACAAAGUUGCCAGAGAAAAGAAGAAGGCACUGAUGCAGAAACGCGGUCCAUCUACUAGUGCAUUACAACAGCGAAUAAUUACAUUACAAGAACAAAGGCUCAUUUUGCAAAGUGGAAAAAUGAUGGCUUUAAACUGUGUAAAAGAAGUGCAAGAAACUAACCAGAAGUUGACAUCAAGGUUGAAUUUAGCUAACCAAAGACUUCAGGUUAGCAAACAGAUUGCUCAGAAGUUGACUUCUGACCUGGCAGAGCUCAAGGGGCAGAAGGAUGAAUUGGAAAAAAGACUGGACCAGAUGAAAGAGCAGCUGGCCCAAGCUCCAGAAGCAGUAGAAGAGCAAUCACCCCUGACCUCGAAUCAGAGACUUACUAUACCACCAACACCUCCUAGGAGCAUGGAAUUAGAAAUAAAGCAGUUACAGAGCAAAUUGAAGAAUGCAACUAAUGAAACCACUAAACAAGUAUCAACUAUCAAGGCUCUGAAAAGUGAUCUGCAGGAACAAGAAAGUCAGGCACAGCAGCUUCAAGAGAAAGUAAGUCGAAUGGAGAGAGAUAUUCAAAUGAAAAGGCAGUUAAUAGAAGAUCUGAAAUCUCGACAAAGGGCAAACCAGGAAAAUGACAAAACUUACAAGGAGACUAUUGAAGAGCUUGAGAAAAAGAUAAAAAACAUGACUGAAGAAUAUUCCAGCAAGAAAACGCAGAUUGACUGUUUAAAACAGAGACUUAAUGUGGCAGUAAAAGAGAAGACUCAGUAUGAGCAGAUGUACCGCAAAACAAAAGAGGAACUGGAUAAAAAGAAUCAAAAAAUUCAUGAUUUGGAAACCAAAGUGAUUGAAGCAGAUACUGCCAUGACUGAACUAGAAACUGCAGCAACUCAGCAAAUGCAUGGCCUUGCUCUGCAAAGUGAGCAUUCAUUAGAUCUCAUACAGAAGAAACUGUCAUUGGCUAAUUCACGCAUAGAGGAACUUGUGACUUUUGUAAAGGUAUUUGUCCUCGAAUUGCAGAAAGAUGUUGAAAAGACAAGGAACCAGAUAAGAAAAACAAAGAAAGAGCAAGCAAGUACAGUUUCUAAGCAGUCUCUUAGCAAAGCCCAGAGUUUAGCUGCUUCUAUCUUGAAUAUUGCCCAGAGUGAUCUAGAAGAGAUUUUAGAAACAGAGGGUGAUGAGAAUUUAGAAUCAGGAGACGCAACUAGAAGAAAUGACCAGGAAUGGCAGAAGAAAAUACAGAAACUUCUUGAAGGGCAGCUUCCAUUUGCUUCACAUUUAAUGGAAACUAUAUUACACAAGCUGCAAGAGCACAAAAAGCUAACCGAAGAAUAUGCUGUGCUAACCAGAGAUGCUAGGUGACAACUAACGGGACAACUUGUGAGGGAAUAAUUCAACACUGUGAAGUGCAUUUUGUAGUUUUAUUUAUAUAUUUAUCUUGUGAUUUGUUGACAGUUCCAACACUUGAAUUAUGUGAAAUUAUGAAAAUAAGCAAGAAAAUAUGAUGAUUUUUGAAUAAUGAUUUUAUGUGUGUGCACACAUGUGCAUGUGUGUGUGUAUGUAUGUAUGUGCGGAUGCAUGCGUGUGUGCUUUUUUAAAUGCAGUUUUUUUAUUCUGGGGUCAGAUAAUUACUAAACUUGAAUUACAUGAAGUUAAGCAAUAGAAACCAUUUCUGAAAAAAUUAUUUUAUGUAUAUGAUCUGUAAAUUUACUGUUGUUCAGAAAUUUGAUUAUCUGAACAGUUUUUAACCUAUUUUUAUAUGAAUUCAUUUGAUAAAAUAUAUGCAGCCAAAUUUACCUGGUGUGACAUCUUUAUAAGAUGCAUUAUUCUAUAGAUAACGCAAUUAUAUUUUAUGUGUGUGUUUAAAAGACAGUUGCUGUUCUUGUAUUUAUUGUAUUUGUUCACAAAAUAGUUUACUAUACUUGAGUCACAUAAAAUUAAACAAUAUAAAGUAAAUAAUUUCUGAAUAAUGAUAAAAGGAAAUGUUUGCAACCAAAUUUAAGUAGUGUGAGAUCUUUGUAUGAUCCAUUAUUCUGUGGAUACUUUGAUGAUAAUAUCCAAAGAAUACCAAUGUAGCAGGAUUAAUAGCCAAAUGUGUACAAAUACAAUUGUAUACAUUAUCAGGAGUUAUCAAAUUCCCAGAUCACAAAAUAUCAUGUUUAUGCUGAGAUUAUUUGGUGCAUCAUUAUAUGAUUAAAAUAAAUCAGACUACAGUUUCUGACUUCUACCAGAAUAACAUCCUUGGGUGAUACCAAAGCAUAAUGAAAUUGGAUAAACAUUUGUACCUUUAUAAAAUAGCUGCGUAUAAACCGAAGUCAUUUAAUAUGUACCAGUACGACUCAGAAUUCACAGCGUCUAAAGACAGAAAUGUGCUAUUUUGUACGUAUAUUUUAUGUAGACGUGCAUAAUUACCAUUAUGGGGUUUAAAACAGUGGCAUUAUUCUCUAUACACCUAAAAUGCUAUCCAUUGUUUAACACAUUAAAAACAGGUUCCAUAUUCAGGCUGCAUGGUAAAGAGGAUUAUAACAAUGAUAAUGACCUUGGUACUGGAAGAGCUGGCCAGAUGGGUGUGAGUGGGUUGCUUCCAUUGUCUUGCACAUCCUGUGAUGCAAAGCAGUUUGGUCUUGUUGCAUUAAUGAUGUUGUGAAGGCCAGGCAUCACAGCAGGAAGGACCAUAAUUCAUUCCCACCAAACAGUGCAUCAUCUCUUUAUACACCUAUCCAGUGGCCAGUAUGGUGGAACACCCAGUCAUCAGGUUUGACAUGGAAAUGGAGAAGUUAGGGCAUACAAAAACCCUUGAUAGCUGCUGGGAUAUUCACCUACUGUGGUUGUUCUUUUGCUGUGGGUUAGAAGGACUUGGAUAGCUGAUGAUCAUAGUCAUGAGACACAAAAACACAAAAGAAGAAAACAAGCUCCCAUUUUUCUACUUUAGUGACCAUUCUAGUGGCUGCUAAACAUCCUGUAACAGUUGCAUGAAGUCUGCUCCCUAUGUCAAGUUUUAUUAAAGAUCUUAAGUGCUUAGUUAAGCAAGACAGCAACACUUGGCAAAGAGCCUCAGAAUGAUAUUUUUGGAAGGUCUGAUACCACAAAACAAAUUCACUGAAAGCCACUUUCAACAAAGUUAAAAGAAAGAUUUCUUUACAGGGGCACAACCCCAUGCAUGGUAAGGGAAGCCCAUCACACUGACCCAACUUGUAUAUAAACCAUCUCCAAGGUUGCACAAAUGUAAAUGAAGGGGCAAACCCCAGGUGUGCUGAAAAUCUUUUUCAUUCAGUUUAUUUGUAGUAGUGAUGUAAUAUUUCUGAAACAGCAGAUUCAGAAAGCAAAAUAAAUAGUUAUAAUGAGAAUAGACCUGUUUCUCCUCAACUUUUUUUUGAACAUCUCUAAGUUUUACAUGUAAUGGUAAAACCAUGAUCUUUAUACAUUUCUGCAUACACCGGAUAGCUCUUCCAUCUUAUUCUAAUUUCUUUUGUUUUAUUCAUAAGUAAAGUAAAUGAUUUUUAGCAACCCUCGUGUGGCUGCAGCAAAAUCAGAAGAACUACUUGUCAUGGUAUAUAUAUUUUUUAACUGGAUAAGAACACUGAUCCCCUUUUCAGCCAUGACCCAGGCCAAAAGUGGAAAGAGGCAAUAAAAAUUUUGAGCACAUCUGGCCCAUCCCACUCAGUGGUACAUGGUGGCUUAAACUCCUUAGAACUUGUGCCUAGAAAACUGGAGGAUCUUCAUAUGUAGGACAGUCUUAGAAAGGGAGACCACCACACCAUAGGAAACUGCGAGGACAGACAUAUGCAUAGCUGACAGUAGAGGAUGCCUGAAGUUAGUGAUGGCAGUGGAUAACAAAAAAGUUUAUCCAGGAUCCCAAACAUAACUUCAGCUAUUUGCUUGACUUUAUAUACAAUAUACUUUUUCUAAACAUGGUAAGAAGAAAAUCUAAUUGUGAGAAACUUUCCCAAGUAUGUCAUUUAUGUGUAAAUAUAGUUUUCAUGAAAAUAGUUCUAAAGCUGUGUGUUGCAGACCUCUUGGAUAUCAAGCUGUCAUUUUGAACUAUUUAGAAUUAAAUCAGUGUCAUAGCAGAGUGCUACAAAGAUUGAUGUAGAAAUCCCCCUCGGUUUCCAUCCGAUAACUUCUAUGCAUUCUAUAUUCCAAUGUUAACAAUCAACAACAGAAUGAAAAUAAACAAGGGCAAUUAAUCAACCUUGAAUGCAGCGCAAAGUAUUUACAAUUGCUUAUUGAUUUUUUCGACCCGCAAGAGGAAGCGCUAUUGUCUGAAAUUAACAGGCUACAGAGUGACAUCUACGAUAACUUUUCACUAACUGUGUUAGGUGAUAGGAUGGACACCCUCUAUGAGAAUAUUCAGAAUUAUGAAAAAAAGCUGCAAGUGACCAAAGUUAGAAAGUUGCAGAGGGACUUUGGUGACUUCAGAAAUGGCAAAGUUUUUCAUGGAGUAGAAACAGGAAUGAUACACGCCCUAUACGAUAUGAGAGUGUAGUUGCUGGGACUACCAGCAAUGCUAGCAAUGAGUCUACCCCUAUUGCUUCCGUGGAAUAUUUCCCACCACUCCCACUCAGAACUGAAUUGGAACUAGGAGGUAAUGUAACAACACCAUUGCCUGUAGUAGUA